AUGCCCAAGACGACGCGCAGGAAGGGCAAGGAAAAGCGAGCCGCACCCACACCCAAGCCCAAGGUGCCGGAUGACGAGCCGGCAGCACCGCAGUCGGCGCCGCCGCCAGUCAUUGUGGACGACAAGAAGUGGACCACGGGCGACUUUACAAUUGUCAGCUCUGACGACGUGCGGUUCCGCGUCGACUCGAUGGCUCUCUUCGUCGCGAGCCCCAUAUUCCGCGAGGCGAGCGAAAUGACCUCGGGUGAAAAGAUUGUGCACCUGACCGACCCCGACUUUGAGACGGCGGUCGUCGUCCGCACCUUUCUCAAGUUUGUGAUCGAGUUUGAUCUCCAGCCCAAGGCCCGCCCGUUUAGCGAGUCGCUCAUCCCGGUCGACGUCCCACCGCCCGUCAUCUUCCUCGCCUGCUUCAUGCACAAGUACGACUGUCACCUCGAGCUCCGGCGCUUGCAGUACGUAUUCGAAAAGGAGCAUCGGUACGACGCGACGUACUCGCGCGACCGGUUCAUCCUCGCCGCUCUGGCAAAGAGCAUCUCUGGGUGCGCGGGAGCCAUCGAGGACGCGGGGGCCAAAUUUCUCGGCGUCGCGAGUAACACCAAUUCCGGCGGCAACUCGUACAAGGACACUGCCCCGCUUAUCCCCAAGAACAUGUCCAAGGCGAUCAAGAACACGAUUCCAAACGAGUACCUUGCUGCGCUGGUCAAAGGCUGGGAGAAGAGUGGAAAGGACCGCAGCCGGUCCGAGUGGGCGAGGCAGUUUAGGAUCCACUUGAAGGAAUCGCAGACGGCAGCUCGCACCGCUCUGCCCACAAAGAGCGCCUAG
This is a messenger RNA of Vanrija pseudolonga, 822 nucleotides long. RefSeq lists its product as uncharacterized. Bases 1 to 822 code for a protein of 273 amino acids. The record is from RefSeq and is a predicted model, not a curated record. The transcript is spliced from 2 exons. NCBI's taxonomy places the organism in Eukaryota, Fungi, Basidiomycota, Tremellomycetes, Trichosporonales, Trichosporonaceae.